This is a messenger RNA of Neurospora tetrasperma FGSC 2508, 794 nucleotides long. RefSeq lists its product as uncharacterized. NCBI's taxonomy places the organism in Eukaryota, Fungi, Ascomycota, Sordariomycetes, Sordariales, Sordariaceae. The record is from RefSeq and is a predicted model, not a curated record. The coding region runs from base 1 to 702 and encodes 233 amino acids. The transcript has a single exon.
AUGACUGUCACUGAAAUUGCCAUCAUCCGCGUAUACGCCGGGAUCACCGACUCUACCCUCCGAGACACCUUCAGCAGGGCCAUCACUGUCCAAGACGCAUGGCACGCUCGCGCCUUUCCCGACCGCCCCUCUUCCGCCUCGGCACGGGCCGUGGCUUGUUUCCGGGGGAUCGACGACGAGACGCAGAUACUUCUAACAACGAGCUGGGGCUCGGUGGAGGAGCAUUGGGCAUGGAUCCUCAGCGACGAUAACAAGCAGCAGAUGGAGGGCCCAGACUUGACCAAGAUCAUCGCAAAUCAAGGGCCGCCCAACCAGCCAGGCGGACUGAUCCUUUUCCACUUGGAUACGAACAUCUUUGGGAAUAAUCAGGCCACUACCGGCAAAGACGUGAUUGCACUCCUCGAUAGCCCGGUCAUCAGCGUUGAGAGAUUCUUGGUCGACACUGAAAAAAAGGAGAGCUUUGCCGCAACGCUCCAGAAAGUGGAGGCGAGUAUGGAAAAGGUCGUGCAUCCUCACUUGGUAAGAAGCGGGCGCAGUGUCGAUCGCGAGACGGGAGGUGAGGAGUUCGUAUUGGUUUCCGGGUGGUCCUGUGUCGAAAGUCAUACGCAAGAGUUCGUUGCAUCGUCCCAGUCUUUUCUGUACAGUCAGCUUGUUGGUAUCGCUUCGUCGGAGGAAACACAGCACUACAGACGGUUCCUGUAGUGCCCUCUUUGUCACUUAGAAACUUGGUUGGGAAAAUGCGCAAGUCUCGGUCCAAGAAUUGGUCGCUCAUGAAUGUGUAUUCAGACCCUCUG